Adineta ricciae is the source of this 2355-nucleotide messenger RNA. NCBI's taxonomy places the organism in Eukaryota, Metazoa, Rotifera, Eurotatoria, Adinetida, Adinetidae. The record is from the annotation of a GenBank genome assembly.
AUGUCGGUCACAGUCGAUUCUGUUCGAGUUUAUAUCAAUCAAUUUAUCCAAAAUUUCGAUUAUGUCGAUGCGAUCUUUCUUGCUGAACGUCUCUAUGCCGAAGUCAAAAAUGAUGAAUCAACUUAUUUAUUAGCUCGAACUUAUUAUCUCAGCGGUGAUAUUAACAAAUCUUAUUGGUUAUUGCGACAUUCAUCGAUUGAACAUGUACCCACUGCUAAACUUCUUUUAGCAAAAUGUUGUUUUGAUAUAGACAAAUUGCAUGAAGCAGAAUCAGUGCUACUGGGAAAUUGUUCGUCAAUUAGUACAGUUGUACUUGAUGAUUUUACCACUGAUCAUGGAGAUCAAGCAGCAUUUGCAUUACAAUUACUAGCUAAAAUUUGCGAAAAAUCAGAUCGUCAUCAAAAGGCGAGUGAAUGCUAUCGGAAAUCAUUGAAAAUCAAUCCAUUUCUCUGGUCGUCCUUCGAAGCUCUCUGUCGAUUAGGCGAACGUGUUGAUACAAGUAUAUUCUGCUCAUCUACGAUCAAAUCCGCUCGAUCUAUAUCAGAAUCACCCAUAUGUAUCACUCCCUAUGCAGAGUCUAUAAAAGAUAUCCAAAGUGAAAAUCAAACUAUAGAAAAUUCGAUAAAUACAAGUACUAGUCUUCCUAUCAAAGAACGACCUCAACAACGUCUAUUCCCAGCACCGGCAUAUGUUAUGAAAUUAACAGAUUCGAUUUUAAAUGUUGAUUCAGCGAACAUUUCAGCAAGUAUUACAUCAACGCCUAUUGGCUUACUUUCUGAACAACUGCAAGAUGGUGAUAAAUACACUCCACCCACUAUCAAGCCACCUGAUAAUAUUCCCACAUUACGUAAUCCACCCUUAGCACCCAAACGACAAAAUACGCGAAUGCUGCAACAGUAUGGAUUUGAUGAUACGAGUACACCUAUCUCAACAGCUACGCUUAUACAUAAGCAUGAUAUGGCAUCGACUUCCAUUAGUGAGGCGAAGAAAACAGCGAGUACACGAAAGGAGAACAAAUCCAUUCGUGCUCCAACGAAACGUACGACACGCAUCACAAAGCCGCGUCCACCCUGUGCUGAUAUGAGUAUCACUCCUAUAUCAUCGUCCGAGUCUCCAAAUAAAAUGACAACACGAUCGCAAGUUCGGUCAAGUAAUACCAGUUUGAAUUCCUCGAUGGAAACAGAUAUUAGUAAUAAACGUGAGCGACAAAAGAAAUCACAAUCAACUCCACGCAUAUCUGAAAUUAUCGAAAAUAUAAUCAACGUGUUUAAACUCCUUGGCCAAGGCCUUCAAUACUUAUCCCAAUUUGAAUGUCGACAGGCAAUUGAAUUAUUCGAGUCGAUAUCUCUAAAGCAUCUUAAUACACCCUGGGCUCUAUUACGAUUAGCCAAUUGCUAUUAUCAUUUACAUGAUUAUCAGAAAUCUUCUUUGAUCUAUCGAGAAUUGCGUACAAAGUAUCCAUAUCACAUCGAUGGACUAGAAUAUUAUAGUACUGUCCUAUGGCAUUUGAAAGACGAUAUUGCUCUAGCAACGUUAGCACACGAAUUAACUGAAACUGAUCGAAAGCAUCCAGCUAGUUGGUGUGCGUCGGGCAAUUGUCUAAGUUUGAAUCAUGAAUAUGAUAAAGCAAUUCAAGCAUUUAAACGUGCCAUUCAACUAGCACCUGAAUCUGAUUAUGCAUACACACUGUUAGGCAAUGAAUAUUCUCUCAUUGAUGAACUUGAGCGAGCAAUGGCAUGCUUUCGCAAAGCUAUACAAUUGAAUCCACGCAGUUACAAAGCUUGGAAUGGUGUAGCGAUGAUUUAUUUGAAACAAGAAAAAUUUCAAUCAGCUGCAUUUCAUUUCACGAAAGCUACGAGUAUAUAUCGUACCAAUCCAGAUCUAAUUUGUCAUUUAGCAGUGGCACAACAUAAAUGUAAUCAAUCCGCUGAUGCACUAGCAUUAUUGAAUGAUGCAUUGAAAAUUGAUUCGAAAAAUGCGCUGUGUAAAUUUCACAAAGCUGGCCUUCUAUUACACCUCGAGCGGUAUCACGAAGCAUUGAGUGAACUUGAAGAAUUGCGGCAAAUUGCGCCGAAAGAGUCACUUGUUUACUAUUUACUUAGUAAAGUUCAUCGACAUUUGAAGAACUUCCAUUACUCAUAUAUGUACAUGUCAUGGAGUAUGGAUCUUGACCCUAAAGGUGCUAACAAUCAGUUGAAAGAAAAUGCCGAUAAACUCUAUUCGAAAGAUGAAGAUCUUCUGCUAGGCAUGGAAGACAUCGCUUCGUCAGUAACUGAAGAUGAUAAUAGUCAAAUGCAAUCUCAAAGUUCACUUCAAGAUAUUCAACCGAUGGAUUCAAGUGAAGAGAUCCUUUAA